This is a messenger RNA of Drosophila novamexicana, 4246 nucleotides long. It is a transcript of the gene Sap130, whose product is annotated as pneumococcal serine-rich repeat protein. The record is from RefSeq and is a predicted model, not a curated record. The transcript is spliced from 10 exons. Gene Ontology annotation, cellular component: Sin3-type complex. Gene Ontology annotation, biological process: negative regulation of transcription by RNA polymerase II. NCBI's taxonomy places the organism in Eukaryota, Metazoa, Arthropoda, Insecta, Diptera, Drosophilidae. Bases 103 to 4002 code for a protein of 1299 amino acids.
ACACAAUAAAUAGUGAAAAGUCUUAUUUUGUACACAGCGUACACAAAUAUUAAUAAAAACGCAAGUAUUUUUAUCAACAAAUUUACUGCGUUUUUGGAAAGCAUGAGCGCGUCAAGUGAAGGUGGAGCAGGCGGUGCGGUGGGUGGCAGCGCUGGAGGUACAGCUACGACAACGGCGCCUGCACAUUCCACAGUUGCCGCCAAGAUAACGCACGUGAAGGCAGACGGCGGCAUUUCCAUAACCGGAACGCCCAUCAUUAGCGGCGGCACCAUUAAAGUGGCCACCGGCGGGAACACUGUGCAGACAUCGCUCAGCGGCACACCCAUUGCCUUGAACACUGGCCAGGCCACCACUGCUGCCUCCAUACGAGCCAUUGGCGCCGGCGGCCAAUCGACCCAGGUGCGCGUCGUCAUGCCCAUGAUCAAGCAGCUGGAGAAUGUCACGGCCACGGGCCGAACACAAAUCACAGCCAUACCGGCGACACCAGCUCGCAGCGUCUCGAAUGCAUCCAUCACGGUGACACGGCCAGUUACACAGGCCACCUAUUUGCCGCGUGCCAGCGUCACGGCCACCCAGAUGAGCGGCGUGGGCGUGACGGGCGCCCAACGACUUGUCACGCCGUUGCGGGCGACAUCCACGGCCAGCGUCAGUCCGGCGCCCACGGGGCUCAGUAGCACGGGUAAUUUUGUGCGCACCUCACAGCCCUCCACGGUCAUCUCGUCGGCCAAUAGUCCCGCUACGGCGGCCUGGAUGCAGAGCAACACCGGGCAGGUGCAGCUCAUACGUGCUAUUCAUCAGCCCAGGCAACGCAUCAUUACCACAUCAGCGGGCGUGAGCAGUGCCAAUGUUUCCACGACAGCCACACCUGUUCAGACGCCAACAUCUCUUACCGUUUCUGCGGCACAGCCGAUGCCGCCGCAGCAAUCCGGACCCACGGGCAUACCUCAGGCUUAUGUGGCAACCGUGCUGCCACCGCGCCAGCACCAGGCGACGCUUGUCUAUUCCUCGAAUGUGUCAGCUGCCGGCUCGCCCAACACGAUGCCAAAUCAGCAGUUCAAUCCUCGCUUCGCCGUUGCCACGCCCAUUGGCAGCGCUACGAGCGUCGCUGGCGGCACGGCCACAACACCGGGCGGCACCACCGUGACGCCACGUCAGGUGCGUCCCAUACCGUUGGGCAAAAGCUUUCCGGCCACCAAGCUGAACACGACCAGCAUUAGCAUUCGAGCGCCCAGCAUACCGCAGCUGAACUCCAACGUUGCUCCGCCCACGCCAGUUAGCGUCUCCGGUGGCGUCACAGUGGCAGGUCGCGGACCUGGUGGCACUGGCACAGGAACAAACGUGGCGCCCGUUGCCCUAACUGCCGCAAAUUUGCCCACCACACGGAUCAUUCAGCUGCAGCAGCCGGCAACUGGCGGCGCCCACCAAAUCAUUGGCUCCACCACGCGUCUGGCUCCGAAUGUCAUGUUGCAGCCCUUCCUCAUGAGCACCAGCGCGGCGGCCAAAAUGGGCAUUCGACCGCCGGUUACAAUGACCGCCAAGGUGCAGCCUUCGCUGACCAUUACGCAGUUGAAUCCGAUUGGCAAACUUUCGACGGCAGGCGGUGCUGGUGGGCCCACAAUGGCGCCGCAAGGCGUGGCCAGCAUACAGGCGGUGCCGAGUGUAUCGGCCAGCGGCACGCCCAGCUCCGUGUCGGGUGGCAGUUCAGCAGCUGUGGCCGCUGCCGGCGGCGCCACGGUGCUGCCUUUGACCAUUGGCGGACGUGGCGGGCCCGCCAGCAACAUUUUGACGGGUACACUGACGCCCAUCAAAAAUGCCAGCGGCAUAACUGUGGGCAAAAUGAUGAUGACACAGUCAGCCGGUGUGGAUGUGGCAACCAGCAGCGGAAUGACGCCCACGGGCACAGCGACCAACGUAUUCAUACAGCAGCGCAGCGGCGGAGGCAGUGGCGUUAGCGUGUCAGCGACAGCGGGCACUACUGUGGCUACAUCCUCGGCAGGCACAUCCUUUUUGCCGCCGGGCAGCUCGGCCAUCUACUAUGAGUCUAUGCCAGCCUCGACGGGCGUGCUCUCGCUGACCACCACGACGGUCACCCAGAGCACCCAUACGCAUGGCCAGAGUCAUGCACAAGCGCAGGCACAGGCCCAAUUGGUGAGCAGCAGUGGCGGCAGCAGCCUUUCCGUUGCCUCGCUGCCCUUUGCCAGCCAUGCGCAGCAAGUGGGAACCGGCGGCGGAUCCACAGCCACAUUUACGGUGCUGCCAUCGUCGGCAGCGGCAGGUGGCAAUCGCACCAUUGGACAUCAGCAGCUCAUCAUACCGGCGGGCGCUGCGCAUGCAGCUGGUGGACCACCUCAGCACAUGGUCAUACCAUUGCACACAUCCGUCAAGGUGACAACCGGCGCCGUGCCAACAACGACCGGCGGCGGCGCCACAGUAAGUGCAUUACCCAUGCCGGUGCCGGUGCCGGUCGCGGCAAAUACACUCGUUUCGAGUUUCAUGCGCAAACGCGAUGCCGAAGGCUCGCCCAUACGUGGUGUCAAGAAUUUGGCGCCCACGCUGCUUUCCAUGAGCAGCAAUAGCAACGCCUCCGCAUCGGUGGGUAAUGUAACUGCAGUGAAUCUGGCUGGUGGCUCGGCCUUUAAUUUACAGCCAGUCACAGUGACGCCGGCGACGCAACCACCGACAACAACGGCGGUCAGCUCAGCCCUAACUGUUGAGGCACUGGCCAAAAAGGAACGUGAGCGUGUCAGUUCCGCCGCCGCUGCAGCGGCAGCAGCAGCUGGUGCAUCCUCGGCGUCCACAGCGUCCAUGUCGACAACAGCGGGUAGCAUUGUAAGCACACGAAAUGUGCGCGCCGAAUCGCCGGCUUCUUCUGAUGGUUCCACCACAGUCUCGGCGAACUCUUCGCCCGGCGUGGAUCAGCAAAUGCAGGACAGCAAUCUGUCCAUUAACCGAAUUGGCGACGAACCCGCGGGAACUGCAGGGCGCGACAAUGCCACACACUUUAAUCCCAUAAAUGAGCUGUACUCGUCUCAUCAGUCAUCGAAUGUGUCGCAUCCAACGCUGGGCGCACGUGGCAGCGGCGUUGCUAGCGCCUUUGUGGAUGUACCACAGCAGCAGGCAUCGCAUCUGGUAACAACACAAGCAACCACACUGACGGCGAGCCAAUUGCAGCAGGCGCGCAUGAAUGGCACCGGCGGAAGUGGCAGCAAUUCCGAUUACGGCUUGGCGCGCAAGAAACCGCGACGAUCCACCAACGAUAGCCAGCACUCCAAUCAAAGCCAGGCAUCGUUAUCACUGUCCCUGCCACCGCCAAUGGGCAGCGUAAGCAGCCUCAGUAGCAGCACCACGCAAGAGGCAGCAUCGACUUUCAUGCAACAGCAGCAGCAACACAACAACGGCGGCCUGCUGGUAACGGCCGCUGGCAGCGCAGCCACCACGCCCAAUGCCAGCGCUGGCGAUGUGAAUAAUCAUCGUGUGGCUGGCAGCGGUGCGCCGGCCGUGGCUGGCAACAAGGAGAACGCAAAUCCUGUGGACUUUGUGCUGCGACGUCCGCGUAAUUGUGCGCUGCUCAAUACAUAUAAGCCGACACACAAGCUGGCAAACAAUCAUUUCCAUCGAUACACGGACGUAAAGCCGCGCGAUGAGCGACGCGCCACAGUCAUUGAUUUGGCCAAUCAACCGAAUGUUCAGAAGAAAAUUAGCGGCUGGAAGAUUCAUCAUUUGCGCUCGCAAAUGGAGGAUUUGAAUGAUUCGGAAAUGGUUAGCUUAAGCCAACUGGAAACCAUGUUGAAGGUACUCGAAAAGGACAAAGACAAACUCGGCGAAAUAGAGCGAAUUAGCGAGCUUUUAAAGGGCAACAUACAACGUAGCAAGAUCAUAACCGACGGCAUCAACGAGGCCCAAAAUCAGUUAAUGAAGAUCUUUGAUCACAAACCUCACGUCUCGGACAUAAUCAAUCGUUUGCAAUCGAAGCGCAAUUUUAAGAAACGCGAGAAACUAUAAUUAUGCUGAGAAUGUUAAGCGAAUCGAAGCUUACAACGACACGUUGCGCCUUUAGCUAUAUAUUCAUAUAUUGAUAAGUUUGUAUAUUGCCUAAGAUAACUAUGUACGUCAUUAGUUUUAAAGUAAUUUAAUUUUUACGCAUAAAAGUUUGUAGAUAAAACUUUACAAAAAAACAGAAAACUAAAGAAGAAAUCACACAAAAUAACUACACAAUUAUAAUUAAGUAUGUAAUAUUUUUUCAAGU